This is a messenger RNA of Sodiomyces alkalinus F11, 1478 nucleotides long. RefSeq lists its product as hypothetical. The transcript is spliced from 2 exons. The record is from RefSeq and is a predicted model, not a curated record. The coding region runs from base 307 to 1326 and encodes 339 amino acids. Lineage: Eukaryota; Fungi; Ascomycota; Sordariomycetes; Glomerellales; Plectosphaerellaceae.
AGUUUCUUUUUUUUUUUUCUUUCUUUUUUUUCCUUCUCUCCGUUCCGCAUCUCUUUUAUGUGCGGCUGCCAUAGGGGCACAAUUGAGGGAAACACCAGUGGGUUCUUGGCUUUUCUGCUCUUUGGUUCUGGACCUUCUGGUUCUCUUCUGGUUCGGCUCGGACCGUGUCCAGUUGAUUAGACUCUUCUCAUCUGGAUGAGUUGAAGAGCCUCCUUCGCAGCGAUUCACUUCGUCUGCGCCAUCGCCUCGUCUUCAACGCCUCCGAAGCCCCUUCCGUUCGGAUGCCAACCAGGUGACCAAGUCAAAAUGGCAUCCGCCGACCCUCUUUCCAGAACCACCUCCGGCUUCUCGAGCUCCGAUAACACUUACCACUCCUUCUACGACAUCGAGCUCUUCCCUCCAGCAUCUCCUCCAAAAGACCAGCCACGGGGCCAGGAGAGUGUCUCAAGAACACAAUCUCGCCACGACGACGAGAAGAAGGAGAAUGAACCCCCUUCGUCCAUCGAAAUGAGGAGACAAGAUUCCGGCUACGAGUCCCUCCCCAGGACUUCUACCUCUUCGUCUCCGUCGUCGACCGACAAGUCGUCCACCGCCAGGUCGUCCACCGCCUCUCGUCGGUCCGCCACAGCUGCCGGACCGCGGGCUACCACCACUGCCCCCACCACACGGCCCGACCAAUCCACCCCACACUCCCGAUCCCGUGCCGCUUCCUGCCGCGGCCGCCCCGUCACGCGCCGUUCCCCUAAACCCACCCCGGCCUACUACUACUACAACAACAACAACAACUCCUACUCCGUCCGCACCCAAAACCAAUCCAGCUACAUCCACUUCCCAGCCCACCCAACCGACCUCGCCCUCGCCAACUCGAAACCGUACCCGCGCCUCGACCUCGAACCCGAACCCCCGAACGGCAGCAGCACCACCAGCAGCAGCAGCCCCGCCGUCCACCGCCCGCCCCCCCAACCCACGACGCACUACUGGACGAGCGACCGCACGCGCCGCCUCGAGUACGCCGCCAUCGACGCCGCCCACCGCGGCGUGAAGGGCUGGUGCCGCCGCCACCUCGUCCCGGACUGUUUCCUGCCGAAAGACAAGGCGCGUGUCGCUUUCGACGACGACUCGGGAAGUGUACGCCGCUAUCGUCUCGAUCUGAGCGACGACGAUGACGACGGCGGCUACUUUCGGGACGGGGCCGUGAGUCCCGUGUCGCUGCGGCCCGUGAAUCGCGGUGGUCGUGAAUAUGAAGCGACUGACGGCGAGCAGCGGGAGAAGAGGGAGGCGAAGAGGCCGAAGCUUUCUCUCUGGGGACGGAUGCGGACCUGGUAAUUGUUUUCUCUUUAUUUUUUUUGUCUUCUCCCCUUCUCCCCCCUCCACUACCCCUGUGGGGGUGGAGGGGGUCUAUGUGUUCAUGUUGCCUAGGGGAUUGAUAUCUCUGCGGGCAUUUAUGUUGGGGAAUUUUGCAUUGCGGAACACGGCAC